AUGCGGCGCUUUCUGGCGCUGCAAUGGCUGCUGCUGUGCUCAGCAGCUGAUGUGCAGGUGGUGGACAUGUAUCGGGCCUUGAAGAAGCCCAGCGGAGGCGAAGAAGGCGACCAAAGGCUGGAGAACAACAACCUGGCAGAUAUUUUGGGUGUGCUGCGAUACCUGCAUCAGGAGGUGGUUGUGGAGCACGCCGUUGGGGAUCCAGAGCGCACGGAGAGGAAAUAUGGCAUCGAUGCCAUCGCGCGAUACCGGGUGACGCUGAAGAACCCGACCAAGCUGGAUGCGAGCUCUUCCAUCAUGGGCUUCUCCCCCAAGUUUAGCGCUUUCGACUACGGCAUCGCCACCAACCCUGAUACGCUCAAAGAGCUCGCAGAGGUCGGUGAUUUCGUGGGCAUUCAGAAGAAGGAUCCCUUCGUUGAUGCGUCGAUGGCAGUUUCCUACCCGUAUUAUUGGUUCAGCCUGCCGGGGAAAUGUCCGAAUCUUCCUUGGACGUGCUUGAAGGGGUCCAACCAUGCGGACUGCACCCACACGGACGAGGAAGUGGGGGUUUUGCCCGUGUCGUGCAAGGACGUGGGGUGCGCGGGCAAGAGCGACGAGGAGGCGGCCCAGUGCAAGGCCGACUUCGAGACGCCAGAGACUCUUCAAGAUUGCUGCCUGAAAUAUACCGGCCCGUCCUUCAGCAACAAGCUUCGGAAGGCCGGUGAAUGGGAGGGGAUGGCGAUCCACUCGCGAUUGUUUGAGCCGGCAGGGUAUGAGGGUGUUUUCAUCAUGGGAACGAAGGUUGCCGUGAUGUACGCAUUUUGCAGCGUCUUCGCUUGCGUGCUUCAAGCCAUCUCCGCCAACGUGAAGUGGCACUCCUUGAGGAUGAUGCUCGGUGCGGUGACCAUGAUGAAGCUGGAGACCAGCCUGAUCUACACUCGCAUGGACACGGGGGCCAGCAUGCUCUGCAACUUCCCGGGCUCUGGGAAGCUCAAGCUGGGCCGCUGCGAUGAGUUGUCUGAGGGUAUCACCUUGCAGGACGCCGCGGAUGAGUGGUGCGCCCCGCUUGUGGUGAGCAUCUUUCCCAACCCUUGCUUUGGCUUCAGGAUGGCCUACUUCAUGGGCCUGGCCAACUUGUUCGCGAUCGCGGUGAACGUCAUCGCGAUCUGCGUGUGCUUGUUCCUGGUGGUCCAGUACAUCGAGGGCACGCUGCACAAGGGUAUGUACCGGACUUGGGCUCUGAUUAUUCACUUGAUCUCCACUGCCGUCCUGCUGGGCGCAUUCCUCGCCUACAUUUUGGUGGCGAUCAAUGCCCUGGAUGAUGUUGGAGGUGUCCAAGUUGCGGUGAUGGUGAUGUCGAAUGGCACCGGGGUUAGCAUCGGCGUUUGGAUCAUGGGAGCUGGCUUGAUCUUCCAGUUCCUGGCAGCUGCUUUGCUGGGCUGUGUGAAGCUGGGGGAGGAGGAGACUUCGGAGGAUCGGGAGAUCCGGAAGUGGAUGAAGGAGCAGAACAAGUGGGAGAUGAACCCAGGCUAUGGCACCUGGGACCAGUCCGGCAGCUACACAGGGCAGUCAGCGUACGGCGCUGGAAUGCACCAGCAACCUGAGGGCCAAUUCCAGCAAUACCCCCAGUUCCAGCAACCUCCAGCUGCUGACGGCCAGUUCCAGCAGUACCCAGCCGCAGAUGGCCAGUUCCAGCAGUACCCAGCCGCAGAUGGCCAGUUCCGGCAGUAUCCGGCCGCAGAUGGCCAGUUCCAGCAGUAUCCGGCCGCAGCUGGCCAGUACCCGCAGAUGCAAGGUGCUGCUCAGGCCUCAGCCUCCUGA
Molecule: messenger RNA, 1800 nt
Organism: Effrenium voratum
Lineage: Eukaryota; Dinophyceae; Suessiales; Symbiodiniaceae
Source: the annotation of a GenBank genome assembly